Scophthalmus maximus (turbot) is the source of this 8737-nucleotide messenger RNA. It is a transcript of the gene caln2, whose product is annotated as calneuron 2. The transcript has 5 exons. Bases 4710 to 5402 code for a protein of 230 amino acids. The record is from RefSeq and is a predicted model, not a curated record. Lineage: Eukaryota; Metazoa; Chordata; Actinopteri; Pleuronectiformes; Scophthalmidae. Gene Ontology annotation, molecular function: calcium ion binding.
GGGACUCGUUCCCGCUUGCUCGUGUGCGUCGCGCGCGUCAGUGUGGGUUUGAUCGGUGUGUGAUUGGGUGAUUAUAGGUCCAUCACGCACACGCACGCACACACAAGGACACACACACACACACACACACACUCCAUAUACGUGUGAUUACACUAUAAUUACGCGGGGGGACGUCAAGCAGCUCCAUCACACAUUAUACAUCGCAUCACGCUCCGUGGCUUCAUCCCACGGUUCACCGGGGCUGCAGCAGCUCACGUUCUGCUUCUGAUCAAUGUGGACUGAAGCCCAAUUGUGUUUACAGUAAUCUCCAGAUGCUCUAAAAGUCCACAGUUAUAGCUCACUGGUCAGAUCUGCACCCCCCCCCCCCACACACACAUUCAUCAUCUGAUCCCCUGGAGGACACCCGCCUGUGGAUGGUGAAGUGUGUGUACGUGCGUGGUAUAAUGGCUGGUGUGUGUGUGCGCGAGCAUUUUGGGGGUUUGAGGGGAAACGCGCAUGAGUUUUUUUUAAUUUCUUAUUAUCUUUUGAAUUGUCUGAAACACUAUUCUGACUGCAAUGAGGAUGACUUCAUUGUGUAGCUGCCGUCGGGAGCAUGUGUAUGAGUUCAGCGGCACUCACUCCGCCGCAGAUGCGCGCAACUCUUUUCCCUGAGACUGUCAGCAUCCAACAGAAGCGUCGCCCCAGACCAAGAUCAAGGACGCACACGUCCACGUCUCCUCCUCUGCCGUGGCCCUGGUGGUUGAAGCACCAGGAGCCAUUCCACCACGUGCCGCACACGGCCGACGGUCGGGUCAGAUCCAAAUGGAAGCUCAUUGGAUGACCCGGGUUGACCUCCAGCAGAGGCGGCUGGAGAUGCGCAGCAGACGAGAUGCGCAGCGCCUCCACUGAGGAAAUGGAGUUACAGAGAGAGACAGCAGAGAUCACAGCUGUGUGGCGGCUGCCUGUCUUUGUGCAAGGUGACUUGGGACAAUGUGCACUCGAGCAGAGGCGGCAAAGACUAAAUAAUCCAUUGUCACUGUAGGCUCAGCAUUUUUUAAUAUUGGUGGUUGCCUGUUGAGGUGACGCGUGUAGGUCUUUGAAGCUUUGUGGUUCAUAUGACAAAUCAGAGAGUGGCAGUUCCCGUUUUUCCAACUAAUUCAGAAAAAUUCAUCUGUGAUCCAUCACUGUUUCUUUGGCAGGCAGCAUGCAGGGGCCUCAUCUCUCCGAACCGGAGAAGAUGUGACGAGCUGACUGACGCUUUAGUGGCUUGAAGUAAAAGGAGAACAAUUUUGAUUCAUCGCGACGUUCUGCCCCGGCCAGCUAACGGAUGUCGUGCAUCUCUGAGAAAUCCUUGGAUGAUGCUGAUCCCCCCCCCCCCCGUUUUUUCUGCAUGUCUCGAUGGUGAAUUUGUGGCUGCGGCAGUUGAGGACCAACCUGUCUUGUUUUUGAUCUGGCAGAUAAACUCUCCCUUCUGUUGUCUUGUCAUGCAGGGGCUGCCUGCUUGUGAUGCCACUUGUGCGGUUGGGAAAUAUGCUGUUGUGACCACUCGGCUCCCUUUCCUGUCAUCCUGCUAAUGCAUUUUUCUUCCAUGGGGACAGUUGGAGGUGAGGGAAAGAAAACAACAUGAUUCUCCUCUCUCCCCAUUGCCUGCUUUUGGCUGGAUCUUGGCGGCACCUUUCCCUUCAUCUCAGCCUUUGCUCUCCUUUCGUGGCUCAGAUUUGCUCUGAUCAGCGCGCCGCAGACUUGAAACUGGGCUCCCCGGGGCGCAGGUGACCCCACAGUUCAAACGCUGUCAGUCUGCCCACUUUCAUUCGCUCCUUUCAUCCCCUUUGUAGCCACCUCCACCCGCCAUCUCUGUCUUUCUUUCUUUCUUUCUUUCUGUCUUUCUGCCGCUCGUCUUCCUGCUCUCAGCCAUGGAGAUGAAGCUUGUCAGACGGGGCUUUUUCCACUGAAGCUUGUCCUUGUCACAUCUCGUGUCCAUCUCUGUUACAACAGUCUGUGUUUGCAUGUGUGGGAAAAAGCACAAUCCCAAAAUAUACGUGGGAGGAAAAUACAGAGUGAGCAGGAGGUUGGGGAAGAAAAUGAAGUCACGUGUGUGACUGAGUUUGAUGCAGUUUGAUGUGUAUGCAUGCGUGUGCUGGUUCUUGCCAUGAGUGAGUGGGUGUUGCUGUCGGGGGGGAACAAGUGUGAGAGCAGAUGGACUGUUAAAAUAUACUCUCAUAUUAAUUCCAUAUCAUAUGUCUUAUUAAUUUGAGCAUUGAUUCAAUAAUCUUGUUUUUAUUUGACUUAGGAAAAGAAUGUAGGGAUCCCGCUGUGGCUUAUUGAACAGCCAUUAAAUCUUCAAUCAUUUUUCACUCAAUCAUUUUUUUGAUUUCUAACUUUUUAAAUGUUCAAGUUUCGUUGUUUAUUUCUUCGUAACUGUUCGUACCUUACUGUAUAUACAAAUCAUUUUCUCCUGCUCAACCAUUCCCUUCACCACUGUGCAAAGGGGAUAAAAUAAUAAUCUACAUCUCAUAUACAACCAUGUUCCCAACAUAUGCAACUACACAUAUGCACCUGGCUUACAAACAUGCAUGCACAAAUAUACCCCUGAUAAUUUAAACAUGCACAUUGAUUCAUUAAUUCCUGUAUAGAUACACCCACUGGAAGCAUGUGGACAUAAAUAAACAUGCCUGCAUACAUCUGCACUAUCUGCCUCACACCUUAUGGGUCGGUUUAUACAAGUAUGACAUGUUGUUCGACCACAUUGGAAAUCAAAAUUGAACUAAUUAGCCAAUAAAACAAUAUUUGCACAUAUUCCCAACGCAUCAACUCAAGCAUGCGUGCACACAUUACAUAUACCCUGUUGCAUCCUGUCCCUACAUGUGUCCUUGUCCUUUUCUGUCAAUAGCUUUGCCCUUUUUACUUUUAUUAUGAGCAAGUCUGACAUGAUUUCAUCUGCCACUAUGAAAAAAACUGAAGGACAAGGACAUUUGUGCCAUUUCAUGUUCCGAAGCAGACGCCGUGCCACGCGAGGUUGAACGUACAGCGGAGCGGCUGCCAGUCUUCUCAGCGAUGGUCGCGCUUAUUCAUUUAAUGAAAUCUUAAAUUAAUUGAAUCUCUAAAUGAAUGUGGCCAGUAUUUCUCUGAUGUUAAUAUGCUCUCCGUGGCACCUUAAAGGGAGAUCAUGUUAUUCCCGAAAGCAGCAGCCAAUGUGACCUCAAGUGAUAAUUAUGGAAAACUAUAGUGUUAUAAGUAGAGACGAGUCAUACAGUCAGCAGACGGAGUGAAUGUCAGCCACACAGCAACAUACCAUAUGCCACCAUAAAUUCAAGUGCAGCUAAAGUGCAUUUUAUUGAUCAUAAAUUCAACUUUUAAUUUGUUAGAGGAAGAAUGUGUAAUUUCUUCUUCCAUAAGUUUUACAUUCUCACUUUUGAAUCAGAAGAGUUUAUCGUGUACUUUGCUUCCAGAGAAAUACAGGUUGGACGGUGAUUCAACAAUAAGCGUUUGCGUGCUUGUGCGUGUGCGUGUGUGUGUGUUUCGUCUGAACAGAUGCGUUUUCCCGAGGUGACCUUAGUACCUUUAAUGUGCAGGAGGGACAAGAGGAGGACCAGUGACAGAUGGACCGAGGAGUACAUUUUCUCAGAGCUCGCGGACCCAUGUGCCCGUACGCACCUUUCUGCGUGUACACGCCGACACUGUCAGACCCGAUGUCCUCUACAGAUCACCAGAGCAAGACCGGUCCCACAGCUCUCAACCUUUCACACCGUCUUUGUGUCUCUACGCUCAGUCUGUGUCCUUUUCCUCCAGAGGCUCUGAUUCCCACAUCCACCGAGGAUUUGAGUCUGGAAUAGUCAGAGAGGAGAGGAGAGGAGAGGAGAGGAGGGUGGUGUGUUUCCCCACUUCUAUCUCCAUCUCUCCCGACUGUCAGCUGCCCGCUCACGAAAGGCUCUCGGGAUCUCUUGUCGCUCUCUCCCUCCUUAUCUAUCUCCGUCGGCCUCGCCGCGGUGCGGCUCAGUGCAGCAUGUACUAUUGGCAGGGAUACAUUACAUGAAACAUAUUGCCAAAGUGUCAAAAUAUUACACUGGCGAAGCCCUCGGAGCGACAAGUCCCCUGAAUCAGAGCAGAGAAAUCGCUCCGAUGCAUACGACAGCGGGGGGGCCGUGGCUGAUUGAUGCCCUGUCACGCCCUGGGGUCUCGCGGUGAGGUGUUGGGGGGCAGCAGGGGAUUGUCUGGUGGGGGCAGGGAGUCACCUGAACUGACGGGGUUAAGAAAAGGUAGUAAGUGACAGGACUUCAGUGCUUUUCCUCUGGAAGGGCACUGAACAAAGAGCAGGCAGGAGAGAGACGGCGAGGGAAUGAGCGCUAGAUGACAAUAAUGAUGGUAUUUGUCAGAACAAUGAGAGUGGAAUAUUUGAUUUUUUUUCUUGGUGCGUGGCUCCAUUGAAUUAUAAUACGAUUACAUAAUUUGUCACUGAUUCAGCCACAAGGAGACGGCGGUUUCUCCCAGAAAAUGAGCAUUGUCGGAGUGGAAGAAACGACGCUCCCUCCACAGGGACCUGCGUUUCAAAAAAAUAAAAAAGGGGCUCAUUACCACGCUGGUAGCCGGGGUUUGAAUUGCACACACACAAACACACACACACACACACACACACACACACACACACACAGAGACAUGCAUCUUUUUUUAACCUCUAGUUUCCUCAUUCUCACAUACACACACACAUACACAGAGAGAAAAUCACAAUCUAAAUGUGUGUGUGUGUGUGUGUGCUCCGCAGGGAGAAGAUGCCAUUCCACCAUGUGCGGGCGGGCCUGCUCUAUCCAGACAACUACCUGAGCAGCUCCCUGACAGAGGGCAGCGAAGCCUUCCAGCUCACCAGCCUCUCCACAGAGGAACUGGGAGAGAUCCGCGAGGCGUUCCGCGUUUUGGACCGUGAUGGGAAUGGCUUCAUCUCCAAACAGGAGCUGGGCAUGGCCAUGCGCUCCCUGGGUUACAUGCCCAGCGAAGUGGAGCUGGCCAUUAUCAUGCAGAGACUGGACAUGGACGGGGACGGCCAGGUGGACUUCGAGGAGUUCAUGACGAUACUGGGGCCCAAGCUGCUGUCGUCCGACAACAGAGAGGGAUUCCUGGGCAACACCAUUGACAACAUCUUCUGGCAGUUUGACAUGCAGCAGCUGUCCCUGGAUGAGCUGAAGCAGGUGCUGUUCCACGCCUUCCGCGACCACCUGACGAUGAAGGACAUCGAGAACAUCAUCAUCACCGAGGAGGAGAGCCUCAACGAAACCUCAGGGAACUGCCCUGAGUACGAGGGGGUCCAUCCUAAGAAGAAGAAUCGUCAGACAUGCGUCAGGAAAAGCCUGAUCUGCGCCUUCGCCAUGGCGUUCAUCAUCAGUGUCAUGCUUAUCGCGGCCAAUCAGAUGCUGCGGAACGGCAUGGAGUAACCAAUUGCACUGUGAGCACGAGGAGUGGACAGAACAGCCACCACCUCACAUCUUGUCCUCUGCAGCCAAAGCUGGACCAGCCACAACCCAAGCACUUCUCUAAACAAUCAGUUGAAGUAUAUCGGUUUUUUUCUUUUCCCGUUUACGAUUAAUUUGAACUUAACCUUAAGGCAGACAAUGUGAGUGAAAUGGAGCGGGAUGUAUCUGUGAUGUAUUGGGGAUAACACCAUGCAGAGUCACUGAAAUCAAUGGUCCAUGUUUUCUAUGAAUUGUGAAAAUAAAUGACGGAGUUUUAUUUUGCUGUUGUCAAGAUCAAGACCGCUCUUUAAACUUGAUUUUCUGUAUUACAGAAAAUGCUCAUCAGGUGCUUCGAGCCAUUACUGAUUUAAAAAAACAACAACGACGUUUUAUUGACCCCCAGAGAAGUUGCACUGAAUGUGAACCGAGCGAAUGUGGGCACAGAAUGUUGGGCGCUGUCUUUAAAUGCAUAGUAAAAUCCCUCUCACCUCAUCUGGUCGUGUGUCAACAUCACAACCUGCUUGUGAGACACUUACAUCCUCGGCUCAGUCCACUAAUCCUGGGCAACAUGGAGUAUUUUGGUUCAUCUACACGGAGCAAAACUCAAUACUCAGCGAGGGACUUACUUUCCCGCUCUCUCUGUUCUUAUCUUGCCGAGCGAUUGACCGGUGACUCGACAUUUGUGCGUGAGAGACGGUGUUGACCAUAGUCGGUACACACUGUAACAUACGCUCAGGCUGUCUGACAGGUGUACGAGAUAUGAAUACAUUUUUAAAAAGAAACAAGGGACAUCCAAUGAAUGGAUCUUAUCUCUAUCCAAUGAAAUUAGAGGUAUGGGUUCUGGAUGACAAAAGGAAGAGAUGAACUAUUUUUAGUCAUGUGUUGGGAGAGAACGCUUCACGUCUGCGUCUCAUUGUAAUAUUGCUCAACAUGUGUAUACACUGCCAUAUGCCGGACAUUUCCCCAACUCCAGUUUCCCAUGGAUUUCACUGCUACUCAGCUUGUGCAUUGUACUAUUCCUCUCAACAGCAGAAUGUAUGAAGGGUAGAAAAAAACUCGUGAGAGAUAUUUCAGGGAUCCACAGCAGGGCUGUGACGUGCGGUUGCCGCAGCCGUUUGCUUGGAAAAGGCUGCAUUCUAGUGGCUAAGAUGAAAAACUGCAGCCGAAUGCUUGGUCAGGUGCUCAAAAGUGUGUGUGUGUGUGUGUGUGUGUGUGUGUGGCUGUGUGUGUGUGUGUGUGUGUGUGUGUGGGAGGGGGACGACGACGACAACGACGUUUUGAGCAUUGGUGUGUGCUGUGUCAAUGUGGGACAGCUUUUUUGGUCUGAGCUGGUGAACAUUCACCAUUUCUAAGGGCAAAAACUAAGUUUGGGUUGGGGGGGGUUGUUCCCCCUCACAUCCCAAAAAGUGCUGUCACAGUUUGGGAUGAGGUGAGAGACUGAAGGUGACAACUGCAGGGCCAUGCGAUCGUACCCGGGCUCACAGCUACGGUUUAUGUUUUAGAUGUGAUAGAGCUGCAGCCUUUACGAAGCUUACCGGGAUGAAAAAGUUUGGAAAGGACCUUGUAGGUGUUUACAAUCACGCACGCUCCUCUUUUAUUCUGGAGCUGCCCAAGGUUGAACGUCCAAAUGACACCACAGAUUCAUUUUUGAGCCCGAAAAUGUUAUUUUUGUUAUUGUUUUUUUUUCGUUGAUGUGGGUACGGGCCUGGGCAAUAAAGAGAUGUCACUGUUUAUCUACUGUCAUUGGAAUUGUAUUGUGAUGUAAAUGUUCAAAAUCUGUUAAUGUUUUGUUUUUUUUCAAAAUUCAAUUGUCUAAACAAAUAAUUACAAAAUAUGAUCACGUUUUUUGGUGACAACAUUUAAAGCAUCUGUGGAACACUUUUCAUCACAGUGAACAUCAUUUCCAUUAUUAAUUUUUAUUUCAAUGUGAUUGUUUUGUGAUAUUAAGAGGAUGUCCUCAAAAAUAUUGAGAAUAUUGAAAUAUAAUAUUGACAAUUUUAGAUUUGUCAAUGUCCAUUGUUCGUGAUCACAACAUUAACAUAUAUGGAUUAUCUAAAUUGCACGGUGCUCCCCUUGGACAUUACUGGAUCAAAGACUGUUUCAUAUCCAUUGAGUCCCUGGAGCAAUUAUAUAUUAUUAUUUGUUCUCUCGUCUUUUGCUGGGCUGGAUGAAAAGAAAAACUCAAUAUGUCAGUCACACAUACGUGCAACCGUGUUAUAUAUGCUGUCUGCUUGGGACAACAUAUAAAGAAGGCAAAAGAGGGGAGAGGGCGUUCCUUUCAAGGAAAUAAAAAAACCCAGCUCUCUCAGAUCAAGUACUACGGCAAAAAUGUAUUAUACUGUAAAUCAGUAUGCAUGUUGUUGUCUCAAUUUUCCAUGUCUUUUUGAAAGACAGUGAAAUCUAUGUAUUCUUUGCGAGCCUUGAUUUAAAUGUAGGUAUGUAUGUACUACUGUCACAUGUUUUGACUUUCCAAUUUAUACUGUAACAGCCAUUUUUCUAGUUCCUACCAGCUAUUAAUCAAAUCAGAGUGCAGGGGAGGACAUUUUCAUGAAUAUGCAAAAACAAGGUCACAUCAUCGUCGUCGUCGUCGCGUCAUCAUCAUCGUCAUCAGUUCCACGUCAUCUAGCGUGUAGGCCUCACUGUGGAUGGUUAAAACUGACAAUAUAUUGUGUGUUUUAGUCACAUUAGUGUUUUUUUUAUAGAAAUGUUUCCCACUGCCUCAUAGUCCUGUGUAAACUGCUGUAUACUGUAUGCUACACUUAUCCUUGUGAGUCAGUUCAUGUCUUUGAUAUUUCUCAGCACAUUUCAACGUUUGACCGACGGACCAUGCUUUCGCCUUUGUCUCUUGGCGUCAUGGUCCUUUUGAAACCAGCAUAGAUCACGUUAUCUUUACAACUCUCUAAUUAAUUGUGGCAUUCAGACGUCCCCGUGUGGCUACUGUACGUAAGGGGAGAAAAAAAAAUGACAAAAAAAAAAACUUUUAUCAACACUUUUGAAGUUUACAUUAUUAUACUGUACCAGGAGGGAAUCGGUUCAUGAUUUUCAUGUUUUUGAAAGUUUGUUUUGGGGAUUUGUUUUUACCAAAACAUGUUUUUACCUUGUAGAUUGUAUAGAAAUAAAACUAAACACGGAUAUGUAAUACAACCUUGGCAUGCUGCUUAGAAAAGGUGAAAGAAAAACAGCAAUAGUUACCGACUGGAUAUCUAAAAAUCCAAAUAACAAGUUUAAUCUGUUUAAUCUAAAACAAAGAACAAAAAAAUUAUAUAUAUAUAUAUAUCCAUAUAUGUUUAUGCAAUAAAACCUUGUUUUGAUAGAAA